ACCAGCAUGGAGGGACCCUGGGUAGGCACCUGGAGACCUCAUCCCCGACGGGGCCCAAUACUUGCAGAAUUCAGCACCCCAGGUCCCAAGUACUGGCUUCCUGGGACAACAGGUUAUGUAGCCCAUGAUCCCACCAAAGACAGAGCCCCUGCAUACUCAUUUCGAGGGACCAAAGCUCCCUCCGAAGCAACCUGCUCACCAGGUCCUCGAUACUUCAUCGAAUCAUCCAUUACCAAGACUGGGAAGCAGGUGGCUCCAUCAGCACUUGUGACAGCACGUCCCAAGACCAAGAUUUUGGUCACCCCUGGACCCAGUGACUACACCACAGAUCCUGCCAACAAACACAUCUACUAUAAGGCACCAGCGAAUAGCCUGGCAUCUCGGCCCAAGGACCUAAAAGGCUUCCGAACACCAGGUCCUGGCACCUACACCCUGCCCAGGAUUCUGGGACCACACACAGCAUACACUCAUGCCGAACCAUGCUACUCCAUGAAAGGGAAGAGUAACUACCAGAGCUGUUUUCAAGAUGCGGCAAAGACGCCAGGUCCUGCAGCAUUUGACAAGGUGGAUCUGGACGUCUACAAAACCAGGGCUCCCAAGUUCUCAAUGGGACUAAAAACCAAACUUGCUGGGAAGGGAAUAGGUCCAGGUCCAGCAGAAUACAGCCUGGGAAAGUUGUCAGUGACCAAGGCCCGGGAUCCUGCCUUCAGUUUUGGAGUCCGACAUUCUCUCUACAAAGCUUCUUUAAUACCUGAAACACAUCUUGAUUAA
Pyrgilauda ruficollis (rufous-necked snowfinch) is the source of this 771-nucleotide messenger RNA. Its product is annotated as outer dense fiber protein 3-like. Lineage: Eukaryota; Metazoa; Chordata; Aves; Passeriformes; Passeridae. Gene Ontology annotation, cellular component: cytoskeleton. The coding region runs from base 7 to 771 and encodes 254 amino acids. The record is from RefSeq and is a predicted model, not a curated record. The transcript is spliced from 6 exons.